Exaiptasia diaphana is the source of this 1540-nucleotide messenger RNA. RefSeq names its product coadhesin. The record is from RefSeq and is a predicted model, not a curated record. The coding region runs from base 99 to 1352 and encodes 417 amino acids. Lineage: Eukaryota; Metazoa; Cnidaria; Anthozoa; Actiniaria; Aiptasiidae. The transcript is spliced from 10 exons.
AAGCACAUAGGGAGCUUUCGUUUGUCCACUUCGUCACUUCUGAUCUGUCGGACGCAUCUGACUCCUGCCUCUAAUAAAGAAACUCUCACAAAAGAAAAAUGAAGCUUCUUGCUUUAACGAUAUUCUUAUUGCACCUAUACGAUGCCUUAGCGGCAAAGAAACCACUGGAAUUUACAACAUGUUCAAGAAAAUGGGCGAAAAUUGGUUGCUAUCACGACUCACUCUCACCCAGACCCCUUCCGGAAUUGCUGCUCAACGAUCGUGAUAUUUAUAGCUCAGCUAACGAUGGUCACGUGCUUGACUGGCAUAAAUGGAGAGAAUCCCUUCACAGUCUUGCCUGUCGUUGCGCUGAAAAGGCCCGUCAAAAGGGUUACAAGGUCUUUGGCCUUCAGUUUUAUGGGGAGUGCUGGGGAGGACCAAGCGGAGAAGCGGUCUACAGCAAGGACGGCCCAAGUAACAACUGCAUCCAGAAUCUUGAAGUCCCUAGAGAUUGCUCCAAAGAAGACCAUCUUUCUGAGUGUGUUGGUGGACCGAAAACUAACUAUAUCUACUACUUAAUGGACAAUACACCGGAGCCACAGAGUCCAGAUGUAGAUGGUGGCUGGUCUAAAUGGUCCGACUGGACAUCGUGUUCUAAAUCCUGUGGAAAGGGACAAACAAGUCGAGAAAGAGUCUGCAACAACCCCACACCAAAAGGCAAUGGCAAACCAUGCGAAGGAGCUUCAUUUGAAACCGUACAAUGUCACAUUAUGGAGUGCCCAAGUCCGUGCCACAAGACAAUGGAUGUUGGCUUUGUGAUCGACUCCUCCUCCAGUGUUCGAAGAGAAAAUUUCGCUAAGGUCAAGAACUUCCUGAUAAAGCUGAUCGAUGAGCUGGAUGUUACUCCACAAAAGACCCAUGUUGGUGUUAUCCAAUACAACCACAGAUCUUACUUACUCUGGAACCUCGCCAAGCCAGAAUACCAGAACAAAGAUAAACUCAAAAAGGCAGUAGAAAACAUCAAGUUCAUUCCCGGUGCCACACGAACUGACAAGGCCUUGGAAAUGGCUGCAGACCAACUGCUUGCUGGACCAGGCCAUAGAAACUUUGUCCCUCACCUUCUGUUGGUCUUGACGGACGGUCAAACAGGCAGCAGUUCAAAGCCUUACAGCCAAGUCAUGCCAUAUCUAAGGUCCAAAGUCCCAGGGAUCCGAAUUGUGUCAAUUGGUGUUGGUCCAUUCGUGGAUAAACAAGAAUUGAAGGUGAUUGCAAUGGGUAAAGACGAAGAAGUGUUCCAGCUCGAUUCCUUUUCUGACCUUAUUGAAAAGCUUCAAGACAUUCUGAAGACGUUCUGCAAGACACGACAAGGGUAAAAUAUCAUAGACGAAAAAGCAUUUACAAGGGACGAGAUUCGGAUAGACAGCAUUCAUUGAUAGAUUAGAAGAAUGUGAAUUUGUAUUCUUGAGGCCUAACAUGGUCUUUUAUUGAUAUACUAUUAUUAAGAAGAUGUAGACGUUUAUGGCUUUAUUGGUUCAAUAAACUGAGAGAGAAUUCAUCUGGA